UGUAAAAUAAUAAAUAUAUAUAUAUAUCGGCUUAAUAAAGUCACUGAAGUCUUCCGAUUCACAUUCGAGAUUCUUUUGUACGCAUCCAUCUGCUUGAUCCAGUAGUAAAAAAUUAAAAACGGAAAAUAUUUUUCGCAGCGCCAAGAUGGCGGCUACGACGAAUGGUAAUGGUAAUCUAGUUGACGAAUUUGAAGAAGCUUUUCAGUCAUGUCUAACCGUGUUAACAAAAGAAGAAGCACUGCCAACAAUGGAAAAAGAUGAAAUUCGAGUCGAGGUGGAUCACACAAUUUUACGCUUCAUUGAUUUAGCUCGUCAAAUGGAGGCCUUUUUCUUGCAGAAGCGGUUUCUGUUGUCGGCUCUGAAGCCAGAAUUAGUCGUGAAGGAGGAUACAUAUGAACUUCGACUAGAACUGGUACGGAAAGAAGAGCUGAUAAAGAGACACUAUGAAAAAAUAGCUGUGUGGCAGAAUUUGCUUGCUGACCUUCAAGGCUGGGCAAAGUCUCCAGCUCAGGGACCUGCUCCCUCUGGCUUACCCAAUGGGAAUGCAGGACCCCAGCCUCCAGCACCCCCUACAGGUGCACCCCCUCAACCAAACCUGCCUAGCAAUAUACAGCAGCAACUUCAACAGCAGCAACUGCAACAACAACAAAUUCAGCAGCAGCAGAUGCAACAAAUGCAACAGCAACAAAUGCAGCAGCAAAUUCAGCAGCAACAAAUGCAACAACAGGGUCCACCAGGAAUCUCUGUAGCAUCAGGUAGUGGGGGUCCUGGACCAAUGGUGUCACCCCAACAAGCGAUGUUCAUGCAGCAGUCUGCAGGUCCACGGGGUCCCCCUGGUUUCCCCACUCAGGGACCAGGUGGAGUGCUGCAAGGACCUUUGGCAUUCUUGGAGAAGACCACAAGCAACAUAGGAAUGCCAGAGGGACGUAGGUGACGAGGGCGGGGGAGGGGGCGGGGCAGAGGCAGGGGGCGAGGGCGUGGGAGAGGACGCGGAGCAUUGGACUAUGGGACUGCCCCCUAAACCCUCCCACUUGAUGGAACUCGAUGUAGUUCAUGUGCUUGGAUUCAUGCUAUUUGAAUGUGGGGAUUAUUAUGUGGAGAGUAUUAUACCAUAGACUUCUAAUGAACUUUCAAUACUGUUCAUGAUUAUGGUAAAACUACAGCUUUGCUCUACAUUGGUGAUGAAACCCCAGAUUAUUCAGUCCCAGACAUUCUAGGAUUCUUUAUAAUGUACUCCAUCCAUAGGUCAAAAUAAAUUACACAUCAGAAACUGUAUAUUAGUGCAAAAUCAUCGUACAUUGCUUAAAAUGUUCUAGUCAGUUUUAUCAACAACACAUUUUUAUGUACUUUAACUCAGUGAUAGUUAUGAUUCAGAAAAGUAUUUAUUUAAUAUUUGUACUCCAUAUGAUGUUCAACUACCCUUUGAGCCACCUGCAUAUUUUAUAAAGCGAAAGCCCAAUUAAAUUUUAAUUCAGGUUCCCCCCCCCCCUUUUAUGUAAAUGCAAGAGUACUUAAAGUAAUAGUGCACUAAAUAAUUUGAAUACUGAAUUCUACUGACUGCCUCUUCAUGCUUAAGAUAUAUAUCACAAAGUUCACAUUCAAAUAGAAUUAAUUACAUGUGUAGUUUGAAGUGGAACAUAGAACAGACUUAAUAUUCUGAGUACUGCUAUUACUUAUGAAUGUUAAAAUAUUAUAUCACAGUAUCAUGGAUGUAAAUUUCAUUCAGCAGCAAAAAUUCUAUAAUGUGCAGUAGAUGAACUCUGAGAUGGUUCAAAGAUACCACCAAGAGGGAAGGCAAUAAAAUGUGAUGCUUUAUACAACAGUAGAACAUUUUUGUUUUCUGGUAAUAUUCCAGCAACUCAUUAGUUUAUCAACAAUGACUUGUUUCUUUGUCAGUCUGCAUCAUCACCCAAGAUGUAACUAAUGUUUUUAGCUUUUCAGCAAAAGAUAUUGCAUGCCAAAGGUGGAGAGAAAUUUGGUUCAUACAUGCGUUUACAUUUCUUUAAGGAGCUUUAACAAAGAAAUGUAUUUGUGGCUAAAAUAUUUACAUUGCCCAUUGAGUAACUUGCAAAAGAAGAGAAGAUGAGCUGGUAGUUGUGUGCAUUCUUAAGCAGCUUAGCUGACUAAAGCCAUCAAUCAGGCAGUGUGCACAGGAUAAUAUUUCCUUUCAAAUGCAUUAAUAGCUUACAGUGAUGAUGAUGUAGAGGAAUAAAGCCUGACAUUUUUGCAGAAUUUUGAUUUUAUGUUGGAGUACAUUUAGUAUCCUUUUGAAAGUCUAUGGGUAAGGAAUCAGUGUAGAAUUAUAUAGCAUUGGAUGUUAAGUUCUGAGUAAACACAGUUACUCUUUACCAAAGAAACUGCAAGUCCUACUGAUGCUUCAUGGCAACUGGCAACCUGAACCGCAUGGAAUUAACACAUCUCUCGUUACAACUCAGACUGCUGCAAGAGAUGAUCUAAUUCAGGUGUUGUGAUUGUAGUGAACACUGUGACGAUGUCAUUUUCUGUUGGCUGUUUAGUCACAAGUUCUUUACAGGUAGUGUCUAAAUAGGGUUAUAGAUUUACAGGAGAAAGAUGGCGAAGUUGUUCAAAUGUAUUGAUGAAAAGACACCAGUUGUAGCCAGUGCUUUUGGAGUAGUAUGUCUGAAGAAAAAUUAUGAGGAACACAGAUACAAAUUGGUUUUGACGGCCUGAAUGAUGAGUUACAAAAAUGUUGACUACUGCCAUUGUAUGUCAUUAAUUUAAUUAGAUUAAGGUUCACAUGCCCCACUAAAAAUUUAAUAAAUGUAUAAUAACAUAUCUGAAAAUGUAUUACUAAGGUGAGGCCUUGGUAAAAGAAAACCUUUGCAACCCAGACAAGUAUAAAUUUCAUGCUGGGAAAUAAAAUAUUGAGAACAUGGUACAUUUAUAAAGCCAAGUUUUUCAUGCCUAUACAUCAUGAUAAAUUAUACCAUGUGUGCUAUAAGAAUUAAUAUCGAGACUACUGUUUGUAUUAAAUGGAGUUACAUUAGCACUGUGAUACUUCGUUUCAUAAAAAAAAUAAUGACCAUUUAUAAACUUGUUUCUACUCAAAUAUAUAUCAAAUACUUUUGAUCUCAGCACUGGAAUUGUACUUACUGGCUCUGUGACCCAGUCAGCUUCUGAUCUGAUGGGUACUGGGGGUUCUCAAGUUGGGGGCUGCAGCGGCCUGCCAAUGUGUUUUGUGCUGCCUGUUUUUUUUAUAAUGCAGUAUUACCCUGCAUGAUGGAAAUUGUUACCUGAUGUCAAAAAGCACAUUUUGUUAAUGUUGAAGUAUAUAAUUUCACAAAGAAGUACAGUUCUUAAUGACUGCAUUUGUAAAUCAACACUGAUGUUAAUGACUAGUGUGUGUCAAAAUUUUCAUUUAGAUGGAUUCAUACCUGCGUCUGUAGUUCAUUCUUUCAUCAUAUUUCUCCUACCUCAUAAUUCCUUUGUCAUAAUUAAAGCUGCCUAGAUUCUGUCUCUGUAUUUUAAACAUAUGACAACUUUAAUCUUUGUGUGCCCUUCCAAUUACUAAAAUGGAAUAUAAAUUAUAGAGUUUCUGUUAAAGUGAAACUGUGUAACAUCAUUCAAAUAAUAUUUCUACUUGUAAAAUAAAUUAUUCAAAGGUGAGUGGGUUGAGAGAUACAUAAUCACUGUUCCAAAAAUGCAGACUACCUGUGGACCCAGCCUAGCUCUUCCUCCAUAAUAUGCAUGAUUUCAGUGUGAGGUAUACUUAAAAAGUACUAUCCACUUCUAGCAUCCAUUUUAUAUGAGUCAAUGUUGCAUAUGUUAUCAAAAUAAUAUGUUGUCCAUUGUCAUUCAAUUAUAAUGAUUGCAUUUUAUUUGUGUAAUGUAUUAUAGUUAUUAGAAUAUGAACAUACAAGUGAUCCACAGUAUAAGCAAAUACACUUAAUCAGCUAAACAAGUGUUUUGAGAAUUUCCUUGUAUAUAAGACAUUUUAAGGACUUUUAUUUCUUCAAGAUUUUUGCCCACUGUGUUUCAUAUGAAUAAGUACCAUCUUCAUCAAUUUGUAUUAGUGCUAUUUUCACUUUGUGUACACUCAUGGUGUUUUUUAAUGCUAGUGUGCAACUUGUAAGCCUAGGAAGAGAAUGUACAUACAGUAGAGUCCCAAUUAUCUGACCUAAAUAGGACCAAAAGACCGAUAAUCAAAAGUGUCAGAUAAUACAGAUGACUAGUGAAAAAAUUCAAGGGUAAAUAUAAAUUCAAUUUUUAAUCAAAUCAACAUUAUUAAAUUAUGAAGGAAAUAUAAUGCCAGUGCCUGAACAACAGUGUGUCUGUAGCUGUUGCCCCCCCCUUUGUUUUUCAGUGUAAGCAAGUGUGGUCUCCGUAGAAUUAAAUCCUCACUAUGACAUUGCAAUCAGAUGAAACAGAAUGUCAGAUGACCAAAGGCUGAAUAAUCAGGACUCUACUCUACAUUUAAUACAUAGUAUGCUGGCAGCUUACAAGUAUGUCAGUGUCUCAUGAAUUAGGAAUACAAAAUUCAUUUAGUGUUAAUGGGUUGAGAAUUUGCACAAAACUCACUGCUUUAAGACUUCUCGAGAAUAAAAUAACCGUGUGAUGUAUUGAUGUUUAUAUAGAAAACCUGAAGUAUGUCAGGUUGUAAGUUCUAUAGAAAUUUGGACCAUCAGCUACAUUUUACCCAUAUAUAAAGUAAGUGGCUUACCAAAGGUUACAGUGGAGUUAAUGAUGCCCAAUACAAAAGUUUGUUAUUAUUUACAUGAAAAUUACUAUUGGAUACUAAAGUGUGUUUAUGGAAUAUACAUAUUAUACACAGAACUGUUAAUUGUGAGGAAAAUGGUGAAAAUCUUUGUAAAUACAAUUGUACAGAAUUCAAGUA
Zootermopsis nevadensis is the source of this 4855-nucleotide messenger RNA. RefSeq names its product mediator complex subunit 28 (gene MED28). The record is from RefSeq and is a predicted model, not a curated record. Gene Ontology annotation, cellular component: mediator complex. NCBI's taxonomy places the organism in Eukaryota, Metazoa, Arthropoda, Insecta, Blattodea, Termopsidae.